Messenger RNA from Spinacia oleracea (spinach), 1825 nucleotides. RefSeq lists its product as uncharacterized. Gene Ontology annotation, molecular function: RNA endonuclease activity. The transcript has 7 exons. NCBI's taxonomy places the organism in Eukaryota, Viridiplantae, Streptophyta, Magnoliopsida, Caryophyllales, Amaranthaceae. The record is from RefSeq and is a predicted model, not a curated record. The coding region runs from base 255 to 1532 and encodes 425 amino acids.
CCCGGCAUUUACUUGAAGCUAUAUCGACAACUGACGUUACCUUCCGUUUAUCUUCGUUAUUUCUUCUAACAUUAUUUAAAUCUCUACUUUUCAACUGUCACUCCCUCUCUUUCUUUCUCUCUCCAUAUCAAGAAAAAAAUCUCACAUUUUAAUUUUAAUUAAUUAAUUAUAGUCGCUUUCUCUAUCAAUCUCUUGCAUUCUACUACUACCGGAAAAGUUAACUUUAACUUUUUUUUAGAGAGAGAAAAUCAAUAAUGGAGGGUUUGAUCAAGGGUCUCGUCGACGUUGCGAUCGGCCACCAUGAUCGACGAAACGACGACGACGAUAACAACAACAACAACAACAAUUCUGAAGCAAUAGAAGAACGUUCUAGAUCCAGCUGGGCGCAGGUUGUAUCUGGGGAGCGGGAUAACGAUCAAACGGAUCAACACAAUUCUUAUGCUGCUGAGAAUUCCGAAUUCCGUAAAUCCAGACCUCACCAGACUACACAAGAGAAUUAUCAACAGGAUGAACAUCAAGAGAGGCCUAGUUAUAACCGAAAUGAAGAGAACGAACAAGAGGAAAACGCUGAUGGUUGGCAACCUGCCCACAAGAAGCAUCAGAAGCGGCCUCAAAAGAUUCAUAUGGAACAUUGGGGUUCAUAUAAAUGUCCAGCAAAUGAGCAGCAAUAUUCACAGGAAGUCAACUAUGAUGGUGAAAUGGACCCAUCUGAAAAUGAGCUUUCUGAUUACAGAAGAGCUUGUGCAAGGCUAUGGGAACUCGAUUUAAACCGGUUGACACCUGGAAAUGACUAUGAACUUGAUGUUGGUGAGGGAAAAAGGGUCCAUGACAGGGAAGAUAUGGCAGAAGCCAGUCUCUUUUCAUGGGUUAGUGAAGAUGUUUUGAGGAAACCUACUUUUUCUCGUUUCUGUGCCUUGCUUGACAACUACAACCCACAUGAAGGAUAUAAGGAAAAGGUAACAGAGGAAGAAAGACGGGAACAAGCCGCAUUUGUUGAAGAGAUUAGUAGAACUGCACCUAUCAAGUACCUUUACAAGUAUCUUUCAAGCAGUGGAAUUUUCACUGAGAAUUACCAGGAAUUUAAGAGAAUGCUAAUAGAUCUCUGGUUCACUCUUUAUGGCCGAGGUGGUACUUCUGGAUGCUCAUCUUCUUUUGAACAUGUCUUUGUUGGAGAAAUCAAGUCGCGUGGAGAACAACAAGUUUCAGGCUUUCACAACUGGCUUCAGUUUUACCUUGAGGAAGCAAAGGGCAAAGCAGAUUAUCAAGGUUAUAUCUUGCCUCGCAGAAACAGGCAAUUUCCUGAUUCCGAGACACAGUUGCUCACAGUUCAGUUUGAGUGGAAUGGAAUCCUCAAAUCUCUGUCAAGCAUGUUUGUAGGAGUAAGCCCGGAGUUUGAACUAGCCCUGUACACAUUGUGCUUCUUUGCAGGAGGAGAGGAAAACCACAUAGAGGUGGGUCCAUACCCGGUUAAUAUCAAGUGUUAUCGUCUAGGAAACAAAAUUGGUUCUGCAUUUCCUAUAGCUCAGGCCUGAUCUGAUCUGAUCUGAUCUGAAUAAGCUAUUAUUGUAUUUUGAAAUCCAUUAUUGAUAUCAAGACAGAAAGACUCAACAUUUUUCUGCUACAUAAUUUAAUUUCAUUUUCUGAUAUUUCUCAAAGAAAUAUCUAAAUGGGAUCACCCAAAAAUGACUUUCAAGGGGAAUAUCCAUCAUAAUCUUGUAGGUGCCAAAAAGAAACCAGAAUAACUUCUCUUUAAAUUAUCACUCCAACUCUCCAAGGGAGUAUGAGUUGUAUUGUUGUAGCUUUUGAAAUGGACUUGUUUAUGCAA